Fimicolochytrium jonesii is the source of this 1254-nucleotide messenger RNA. RefSeq lists its product as uncharacterized. The record is from RefSeq and is a predicted model, not a curated record. The coding region runs from base 188 to 1036 and encodes 282 amino acids. Lineage: Eukaryota; Fungi; Chytridiomycota; Chytridiomycetes; Spizellomycetales; Powellomycetaceae. The transcript has a single exon. Gene Ontology annotation, molecular function: protein binding.
ACUGCAUCUAACGGUUGUAACCAGCGUGUGGGAAACGCGUUCAUGCUCACGUGAUCUGAGCGGGUCGCCUGCGGGUCCUGUCAAAUCGCGGCGAAUGAGGGCGGCGGGUUCACAAACUUAAACGGCGUGCCGCUGGAUCUGGGAGCCGCUGGGCCGCUGGUGCCGCCGGUCAUAUAUAUAUCAAUAUAUGGAGCUUGGCGAGAUCCCUUCCCUGCUUUGCAGCCAAGGCAAGAACGGAGGAGCCCCACCGCCCAUGGACCCCACACUCUCUCUCGAGGUCAUAUGCGACAUCGCAGCUUACUUGCAGCAACCCGACCUCAUCAAGCUCGCCCGCGCAUGUAGAAAAUGGCACGACGCGCUCAUCAAGCGAGCAUAUCGCAACGUGGUGCUUAAUUCGACCCGAUCCCGUCAGCACAAAAACAUUAAAGCAUUCCACCGAACACUUCGUGCCCAUCCAGACCGAGCCCAGUGGGUGGAACGCUUGGAACUGCACGCCUUGUGGGAUUGGAACCGUAACGGCAUCUUCGUGACUUCUCCGUUGUGCAAGGUUUUGAACCUGUGCUUGUCGGCGAAAGAGAUAGACUUCUCCUUGACGGUGGACGACUUUGUCAACACCUUCGCUCUCAAGAAUCACACUCUUCGCCUUGGGGCGUCCCGCGUUUUCGAAGAAGGGACACAGCACUACCGGGAGCAAGUCCUCCGCGCCGUUCUGCCAGAACUCCCAAAACACCAUCCCGAGAUAACCGAACUGAGACUCGCGAAUAUGGGCCUAAGCUUCGGCGACGUGAGCGACAAAGCUACCCACUUUCCGAACGUGACGGACCUCUGGCUGGCCAAUGCGACGUUGAACCUGACCGCCCUCUGGCUGACCAAUGGGACGUUGUCCAUGAGCGGAGCGGGGCGAGGCUACUAUCACGCCUUCCCAAAUUUGAAGCAAGUGAUGGAGAGCGACAAGAGAGACAAUGGAAACACCAAUGAGCCGCCGAAAACCUUCCGAGUGUACGGAAUCGACCAAUGGAUAUCUAUUCAUGAAUGAAUUCGCGCGCACCUCGGAGUAACGGAUUAAAGUAGCGUCGACUGCAUCCAAGAUCAGUAGGGAGAGUGGGCGAUCGGCUCCCACAAUUCACGUCCGAAACGCAUUCCUAACAACUGCUCAGGAGGAACGCAUCUACCGAGUCCGUACAGACCGAACAGCAUCUCUCACGAAAUGCUCAUAGACUAGAUAGAUGCGAACAAUGCAGCGGACUUAGCAUA